AGCGGGGAGCGAAGGGGGAGAAGAAACAGAAAUAUUUAAUCAGUUACAAGGAUUUCCUUUGAUUCGCGGCGGUUUUUUUUUUGCUUCACUCCCUUCACCGGGAGGUUGUAGAAGAUGGGAAAGGAACGAUGAGGAGUGUGACAGGGUGCAGCUAACUGACUGAAUCAUGGCUCAGUUUCCCACGCCCUUUGGAGGGGGGCUGGACACGUGGGUUAUCUCUGUGGACGAGAGAGCCAAACAUGAUCAACAGUUCCACAGCCUGACCCCCACGCCUGCUGGCUUCAUCACAGGUGACCAGGCCAAGAACUUUUUCCUGCAGUCAGGCUUGCCUGCCCCUGUUCUGGCACAGAUAUGGGCUCUGGCCGAUAUGAACAACGACGGCAAAAUGGACAUGCACGAGUUCUCCAUCGCUAUGAAGCUCAUCAAGCUGAAGCUGCAGGGCCACCCGCUCCCCCCGGCCCUGCCCCCUUCCAUGAAGCAGCCGCCCCUCUCUUUACCUCCUCCAGCUCCUUUCGGAAUGCCCAGUAUGGGCCCCAUGACGGGUUUACCAGCAGUGCCACCCAUGCCCCUCCCACCUCUUCCUCCCGGGGUACCCGGGAUGGGCAUGUCGCCCCCACUGGUGUCAUCUGUGACUCCUCCUGUACCUCCUAUGGCCAAUGGAGCCCCUUCGAUGAUGCAGCCCAUAUCAGGCUUUACGCACCCAGCUACAUCUGUCAACAAAAGCUCUUCUUUCAAUCGCUCCAGUGUCAAACUUCCCAAAGGCCAGUCUUUCGAGACACCCAGUGCUCCUGCGGCCCCUGUACCCACCGACUGGGCCGUGCCACAGUCAUCACGUCUCAAGUAUCGACAACUCUUCAACAGUCACGAUAAGAUGAUGAGCGGCCACCUUACAGGACCACAAGCUAGAACUAUUCUCAUGCAGUCCAGUCUGCCACAGGCCCAGCUGGCUACCAUUUGGAACCUAUCAGACAUCGAUCUGGACGGAAAGCUCACAGCCGAGGAGUUCAUUUUGGCCAUGCACUUGAUCGACAUGGCCAUGUCUGGGCUGCCCCUCCCACCUCUGCUGCCGCCUGACCUUAUUCCCCCGACCUUCAGGUUGGAGAGGGUGCGCUCGGGGAGUGGUGUUGGUACGGCCUUACACCCUGCAGAUCAGCGAGUCCAAGAGGAGCCGGUAGAAGAAGAAGAGAAAGAGGCAGAGAAAAAGCUUCCAGUCACCUUUGAGGACAAGAAGCGGGAGAACUUCGAGCGGGGCAACCUGGAGCUGGAGAAGCGACGACAGGCCCUGCUGGAGCAGCAGCGUAAGGAGCAGGAGCGCCUGGCCGCCCUAGAGCGCGAGGAACAGGAGCGGAAGGAGCGGGAACGCCUGGAGCAGGAGCGGCGUCGACAGCAGGAGCUCGAGAAGCAGUUGGAAAAGCAGCGAGAGCUGGAGAGACAGCGUGAAGAGGAGCGGCGCAAGGAGAUCGAGAGGAGAGAGGCCGCUAAGCGGGAACUAGAACGGCAGCGGCAGCUGGAGUGGGAGAGAAACCGCAGGCAGGAGCUACUGACUCAGCGAAACCGGGAACAGGAGAACAUCGUCCUGCUUAAAGCGCGCAAGAAAACCCUGGAGUUUGAACUGGAAGCUUUGAAUGAUAAGAAGUCUCAGCUGGAAGGGAAGCUGCAGGACAUACGUUUCCGUCUCUCCACACAGAGGCAGGAGAUCGAGACCACCAAUAAGACGCGGGAGCUGCGUAUCGCCGAGAUCACCACGCUGCAGCAGCAGCUACAGGAAUCUCAGCAGUGGCUUGGGAGGCUGAUCCCGGAUAAACAGUGUCUGAAUGACCAGCUGAAGCAGGUGCAGCAGAACAGCCUACACAGAGACUCGCUUUCCAACCUGCAGAAGGCUGUGGAGAUGAAGGAGGCGACCAGGCAACAACUCCGCGAGCAGCUUGAAGCCGUGGAGAAAGAAACACGCUCCAAACUUUUGGAGAUAGACGCGUUUAAUUCACAGCUGAAGGAGCUCAGGGAGAUCCACAACAAGCAACAGCGGCUAAAGCAAAAGGACUUGCAGCCUCCACUGGAUUCCAAACCUCCAGAGCUGCAGGAGGGUGGCAGACUUGCGGGUUCCAAUGAGAGGGCGUCUCCUGCCUGGCGGGAUUCAACGUUAGCGAAGGAGCCGACACCGCCAGCCUCCGAGCCCUGGGUCAGCCACCUGGGAGAGGACGAGAGCCAUAGCUCUAGAGGAGAUGUGCAGGACAAACAGUCCAAGCUGUUCCUGCAGCAGCCAGAGCCAAACAAACAGCUGGGGCAAUCACCCUGGCCCACAGGAGAUAAGGUGGCAGUGUCUGGUUUUAACCAGGACAAGGUAAGAGUGGUGUACUACAGAGCGCUUUACCCUUUCGAGGCCCGCAGUCACGAUGAGAUCAGCAUUCAGCCCGGGGACAUAGUCAUGGUGGACGAAUCUCAGACAGGGGAACCCGGCUGGUUAGGAGGCGAGAUCAAAGGAAAGACCGGCUGGUUUCCCGCUAACUAUGCAGAGAAGAUUCCAGAAUCCGAAGUCCCUCUCAAUCUGAGAGCCAGCGCUUUCACGUCCAAACUGAGUGCACACAUCACCCCUACCCCCACCUCGACCACACCCGCAACCUUGCCGCCGCCCACCACAGAGACUGCGGUUCCGGCUCCACCCCCGACAGUUACACCCGCUCCAGCUGCUACGUCCUCAUCUUCAUCUGCUUCUAGUAACUGGGCAGAUUUCAGCACUACAUGGCCGACGAACUCAGCGGUGGAAAAACAAGACGCUGAUGGGUGGGAGGCGUGGCCAACCCAACCGACACAGCCGUCUUUGUCUGUGCCAACCGGAGGGCAAGGCCGACAACGCUCAGCAUUCACUCCUGCCACUCUGUCUGGCUCCUCCCCCUCACCUGUGCUCGGACAGGGAGAGAAGGUGGAGGGGAUGCAGGCUCAAGCUCUGUACCCGUGGCGGGCGAAGAAGGACAACCACCUAAACUUCAACAAGAACGACGUGAUCACUGUACUGGAGCAGCAGGACAUGUGGUGGUUUGGCGAAGUGCAGGGGCAGAGAGGCUGGUUCCCCAAAUCUUACGUCAAGCUCAUCUCUGGACCCGUGCGCAAGUCGAUGAGUAUCGAGUCAGGAUCCUCUGAUAGUCCACCCACUAUAAAGAGGCCCAGUCCUACGCCUAGCAAACCGCUGGAGCUUGGCGAAGAGUACAUAGCGAUGUACACAUAUGAAAGCAGCGAGCAGGGUGACCUUACGUUCCAGCAGGGUGAUGUCAUCACAGUGCUGAAGAAAGAGGGGGAUUGGUGGACGGGAACAGUAGGAGGCAAGACGGGUGUUUUCCCAUCCAAUUACGUCAAGCCCAAGGACUCUGAGGGUCUGGGUCCUGCUGGGAAAUCUGGAAGUUUGGGAAAGAAACCAGAGAUCGCUCAGGUAAUUGCCCCCUACACUGCUACUGGGUUAGAGCAGCUGACUUUAGCACCUGGCCAGCUCAUCCUUAUCCGCAAGAAGAACCCCGGGGGCUGGUGGGAGGGAGAACUGCAGGCCAGAGGAAAGAAGCGUCAGAUUGGCUGGUUCCCGGCUAAUUAUGUGAAACUCCUAAGCCCAAGUACCAGUAAGACCACGCCCACUGAGCCAACUCCGCCCAAACUGCCCACACCAAAUGCAGUAUGCCAGGUGAUCGGCAUGUACGACUACACGGCUCAGAAUGAUGACGAGUUGCCCUUCGGAAAGGGGCAGAUCAUCAACGUGCUCAGCAGGGAGGACCCCGACUGGUGGAAAGGCGAAUUAAACGGCUCCAUCGGCCUUUUCCCUUCCAACUACGUCAAACUGACCACCGACACAGACCCCAGCCAACAAUGGUGUGCCGACCUCCACCUGCUGGAUAUGUUGACCCCGAUGGAGAGGAAAAGGCAGGGCUACAUCCACGAGCUCAUCAUCACCGAGGAGAACUACGUCAACGACCUGCAGUUAGUCACCGAGACGUUCCAGAAGCCUCUGCUGGAGUCCGAGUUGCUAACUGAGAAGGAGGUGGCUAUGAUCUUUGUUAACUGGAAGGAGCUCAUCAUGUGCAACAUCAAAUUGCUUAAGGCGUUGCGGGUAAGAAAGAAAAUGUCAGGCGAGCACAUGCCUGUGAAGAUGAUCGGUGACAUACUGACGGCACAACUGCCCCACAUGCAGCCCUAUAUCCGCUUCUGCAGCUGCCAGCUCAACGGCGCUACCCUCAUCCAGCAGAAGACAGACGAGGUGCCCGACUUCAAGGACUUUGUCAAGAGGUUAGCCAUGGAUCCUCGCUGUAAAGGAAUGCCUUUGUCUAGUUUCCUGCUGAAACCUAUGCAGAGAGUCACUCGCUAUCCUCUUAUCAUUAAAAAUAUUCUCGAGAACACCCCGGAAAGCCACCCGGACCACAGCCACCUGAGGCAGGCUCUGGAGAAGGCCGAGGAACUCUGCUCGCAGGUCAACGAAGGCGUGCGCGAGAAGGAGAACUCAGACCGCCUGGAGUGGAUACAAGCGCACGUGCAGUGUGAGGGUCUGUCUGAGCAACUGGUGUUCAACUCGGUGACCAACUGCCUGGGCCCUCGCAAGUUCCUGCACAGCGGGAAGCUCUACAAGGCCAAGAGCAACAAAGAGCUCUUUGGCUUCCUCUUCAACGACUUCCUGCUCCUGACGCAGAUCACCCGGCCGCUGGGCUCCUCGGCUUCCGACAAAGUGUUCAGUGCCAAGUCUCACCUCCAGUAUCGCAUGUAUAAAACGCCCAUCUUCCUGAAUGAGGUUUUGGUGAAGCUCCCUACUGAUCCCUCUGGAGACGAGCCCAUCUUUCACAUAUCUCACAUAGACAGAGUGUACACCAUACGAGCAGAGAGCAUCAAUGAGAGGACCGCAUGGGUGCAGAAGAUCAAAGCUGCGUCUGAGCUCUUUAUUGAGACGGAGAAGAAGAAAAGGGAGAAGGCUUAUCUGGUGCGGUCUCAGAGAGCUACAGGCAUCGGCAGGCUGAUGGUCAACAUUGUAGAAGGAAUUGAGUUGAAACCCUGUCGAUCCCAUGGUAAGAGUAAUCCAUACUGUGAGGUGACGAUGGGCUCUCAGUGUCACAUCACUAAGACGGUGCAGGACACACUAAACCCCAAGUGGAACGCUAACUGCCAGUUUUUUAUUAAAGACCUGGAACAGGAUGUCCUGUGUGUAACUGUGUUCGAGAGGGAUCAGUUCUCACCUGAUGACUUCCUGGGCAGGACAGAGAUUCGGCUGGCGGACAUUAAAAAGGAUCAGGGUUCGAAAGGUCCGAUCACUAAAAGGCUUCUCCUACACGAGGUCCCAACCGGAGAGAUCGUGGUCAGACUUGACCUGCAGCUAUUCGACGAACCCUGACCCUCGUGAACUUUGACCUCCUCCACCUUAGAUUUCAUACUUCCUCCCGUACUGUGUUACCAGCCUAACGUGACAAUCCCACACCUCGUCCACGUGUGUGUGUGUGUGUGUUAGAGAGAGGGGAGGUACAAGAGGAUAGAUAUCAGUUUCUGAGUAUGCUGUAACAGUCUUAAGUCAUCUUUCACUUUUUGGGGGGGGGGGUUUCUCUCAUUUUUUAUCGAUUAUAGAUGUGUAUUAAAGGGAUGCUUAAAGCGUGUCUCUAAAUAUAACUUCUAUCCAGUGUGGGUUGGGUACUCGCAAGAUUACACAAGGCAGAAGGUCUGGUGUGAUUUUCUGUAGUGAAAAUUCUAAGCUCACUGAGAAUGGAAGUAAAAGGCCAGCUGUUGAUUUAAAAUUUUACAACUGUAGUCAUUAUAGUCGAAAUAAAGGUUUUUAAGAUAAAAUUUAAUUUUUGACGAGAAAACGAUGCAAAACAAAACCUGUUUAAACUUUUUUUGGGGGGAGGGGAGUUUGUAAAAACAAUUUUCACAACGAGCAGAGCAUAUUCAUCUUCUUGUGCACGGGGAGCUCUAAGCCAUAACCUCAACCCCAACAAUUUUGAGCUGAAGUGGAAAACAGACCGCACCGCACACUGCAAGUGCCUGAACUUACUAGUGCUCUUGUAGCUAAAUCCUUCGGCACUCAGAAUAGUCAUUAUAACAGCAGUAAAGUACGAUUUCAAUGCAUCUUCUUAUUUAGAGUGUAGAAUCACAAUAAAUAACAAAACCAUUAAGAUUACACGCACACUGUCCUUAUCUCUCGCGAGUGGAGGCUAAUUAUGAACUGGAGUGACAAUUUAAUUUCUACCAUUUUUUUUUUUUUACUGGUUUCCCUAAUCACAGUAUAAAGGUUCAUACUGGGAGCACUAUAACAAAAUGCAGAUAGUGUUCCCGUGUCACAUUCCACAUGUCUAUUACUUAAAACUUUUCAUUCCGCUGCACAGCACUAAUUAAGACUUAAGACUUUAUAAAAUGUGUCUUUCACAUUAACCUUAAUUGUCCCAACACCUGCCCUUGUACUUCCAUAAUUAAACUUCCAAGUGAGAUUUUUUUUGGUUUUGUUUUUCUCACUAUAGUGAAAGAUUUUAAAAUUCUAAUCCGUGACACAGACUACAGAUUUGUUGGAUAGAUAUUAUGUUGUUUUGGAUUCUGGAUUACGCAUUGAAUUAAACGUUGAAUUUAUAGAGUAAUGAAGGUUUUUAGGAAUAAACAUUUGCCUAAAACGAACUGCAGUCUCAACUAUAAGAGCUCACAAAACAAGAAUUAUAUCGUCAAAGCUCUGUUUUGCUAUUUGUUCUUGAGCAAAUAUUGCAGUCGAGUGCUUUUAUUUUGUAGCCGGCACUCCCAGUUCCGACUGAGAAUUUAUUUUAGAGCGAAUGAAUCUAUUGGAUGCAAGUUCAAGUCCAGAAUGAAAAAUAAAUAAAUAUCACGAAGUCUAAAGUUCAAGGGAAGGUUUAAAAUUGCUUUGAGUUCUAGAAUAAUAAAGAGGGAGAGAUGUUCUGGAAUUAAUUCCAUAUCACUGAGAUCACGCAAAAGAAUGAAGCACUGCGUCUCCUGUUAAAGGCACGAAAAACGAAGGUGUAUAAUGUGUUUUUGUUUAUUAUUUAUAUAAAACUUUGAAACGUUUCACUCCAGAAUUUUGCUGUAUUUUAUUUUAUUUUUGUCCGCAAGAAAGAUUCCACGAACACUCCAGGCUUAUUUUCCAAUAUAUUUAUAUUGUGCUGUUUUUUCUUUAUUCAUAUUCCAAAAAAUGUGUCACAUAAUCAGCAGGCUGGUUUUGGGGAGAAAAAAAACACAAUCAUGCUCUGAAGUAAUCAUCGAUAUUGAUCUGUACGUGUAUUUUAAUUCCAUGAUGCUUCUUUUUGGGGUGGAGGUUUCUCAAGGGUUCUCUGGUUCUUCUUUUGGUUAAUGACCUAGACCUUCAAAUUCUGAAGGUUAAGUGUGAGGGUGAAGUGUAAAGGCUGGUGAAUAUUUGAUUAACAAAGUGACCAAGUCUUGAUUACUGAAGUUAAUUCCUUUACCAAGUUUAAACUUUUUUUUUCUUUCCUUUUUUAACGUAUUGUAGAAAUACCACUGGAAUUUAAUCCUUAGAGCUACUAUUAUUGCUUAAUGCAAAAUUAUGUUUCUCCUCUAAUCUAAUAGUGUCAAAUACUUCUGAAAUGCUGUAAAUCCAGAGCCAAUGAUAAGUACAGAAUUGUUUUUGUCUUACCGUCUCUUUUUAUGGGUUUAAUUUUACUACACAAAGUAAGCUAUUUAACACUGAGUACUAUUUAUGAUCAAUUUUUUAUUACUAAUGUGUUUACUUUGUUUUUGUAGAUGUUCCUUUUACUGUCCAGUCCUUCCUUUAAACGAGUUCUCCUUAGAGCGUAGCAGUUAGAUGGUAGAGGGUAACACUGUAAUUGGAUUAUAUUUGUAAAGAUGAGAAAUAUCAGGUUGCAUUUUUUUUUUUUUUUUUUGGUGUUUUGUUUGUUUGUUUUUUGAGCUGUAAAUGGAAUAUAGUGGGACAGAGCAGAAGUAUAGGGAAUAGGGGAAGUUUUAUUACAUAGAAGUGAUGUGUAUAAAUGGUUUAUUUUCAAGAGAUCAGGACAGGAUUAAUUUUUUUCCCACAUUGUGUUUUCGUUAAGGGGUAAAAAAAAAAAAAAAAAGCACUGAUUUUUCAAAAUAUAUUUCUACAUUUCAUUUUCAUUUCAUUUUAGAUACGUACAUGGGGUGAAAAUGGUAGCAUUACUAAGCUGAAAAGAGUGUGUGUGAAGAGUGUGUGCGCGCACGAUUGGGGUGAAUAUUUUGUUUAGAGGACAUUGAAGGGUUACCUCUUUCUCCUUCUCAUCUCUCUCUCUCUCUCUCUCUCUCUCUCUUUCUCCCCCUCUGUACAUUAUGAUCCUGUAGGCUCUUCCCCUGUAUUUUUUACCGAGUCCCAAUGAGUCGACGGUACUGUACGUGUUUGUGUUUAAAUCUUUGAAAGAAGUAUACAGUAAUAUAUUACGACUUGAAAAAUAAUUAUGUUGAUGACAGCCUAUUGUUAUCAAUGUAGACGCAGUGUAUUGUCUUAAACGUUGCAAUUAAAGCUCAGUUGGACCAAUAAAUAAUGACUGUGCUGUGUUUCAUCUUAAACUUAUUAUCCUAUUGUUUGUGUGCGGUUUAAGGAAGAGAAGAAGAUUGGACGCUGUUAUAAAAGCUGUUUUACAUUGUGUGAGGAGUGAAGGUUUUCUUACAGGUAUUUAAAAAGAAAUAGAAAAAAAGAAACUAACUACCAUUUAUGUAAAUUUUUUGCUGUUAUUGUGUUAACUAUUAUUUUCACUGGGGAUAAUGAAGCUUUUGUUUUUGCCCAUGGUGGUGCUUUGCUCUGCUACACUGAUGUCGUUAUACACGCGUUUCACUAGUGCGUGGAUACCAUCAAGGUAGAAAGUUUUCUCAGUGAGCCAUGAUCGGACUGGCCACCCAGGAACUCCUUUAAUGGCCCAAAAAUGUGGAAAAUGCUUGGAGUGAGGUUAGGACGGUAUAGGUGAUGUUGCAAUAACUUCCAGUUCCUUUAAUGUGCAAGUAAUGUUCAUGAAUAAUUGUAUGUACAGUUCUAUCACAAAAGGACACGUCUCUUCCUCCAGAUGG
This is a messenger RNA of Clarias gariepinus (North African catfish), 9000 nucleotides long. RefSeq names its product intersectin 1 (SH3 domain protein) (gene itsn1). The record is from RefSeq and is a predicted model, not a curated record. Gene Ontology annotation, biological process: positive regulation of Rho protein signal transduction; intracellular signal transduction. Lineage: Eukaryota; Metazoa; Chordata; Actinopteri; Siluriformes; Clariidae. The coding region runs from base 167 to 5356 and encodes 1729 amino acids. The transcript has 39 exons. Gene Ontology annotation, molecular function: protein binding; calcium ion binding; guanyl-nucleotide exchange factor activity.